GAAAAUACCACAUCUGAGCAGAGAAAGCAAAAAGAGCUGGAUAACUGGAAAAAUGUUGAUGGAGAAGCUAAAGAGAAGAGACGGGGAAGAGAUGUUGACACAGAAGGAGACAGAUCUGAAAAGUGCAGUAGGGGCUAUGAAAAAGAAUCUGACGAUGGAAGUGCAGGUGCUGAAGGGGCUAAUGAAAGCGAUAGAGAUGCUUUUAAUUAUGGAGUCCAGCAGCGUAAAAGGAUGCUCCGGCCAAGAGGCAGCCCUCAAGUGGGAAAUCGUGAGGCCCGUUUUAGGCCCCAUUCUCAGGAAAAUGAAAGGUGAGUAUUUAUAGUUUUCUUCGUUGAUUGUUUAAGUGUAAUUAGUACUAUUGGUACAUCUUUUUCUUCACAUUGGGAAAUUGGUGUUCUUAAAAACUUCUAUGCAUCUAUAGGCCUUUAUAUGAUGGAUUAAAAGCUUCUUGUUAACAUUCAAACAUGAUGAUUCAAUGAUAUUGAGAUGUCUGCAAAUACUAAGUCCAUGGUUUACUGUUGAUUCUGUGCCACUAUUAGUUUCUCUAGGAGGUAGGUGGUUGCUGUUGCACUGAAAUAAAUUUAUAGAAGGAACUUUGACUCUUGUUUCCUUCACUAUACCAUUUAAUGAAUAGGCAUAUGAAAU
Messenger RNA from Rubroshorea leprosula, 645 nucleotides. Lineage: Eukaryota; Viridiplantae; Streptophyta; Magnoliopsida; Malvales; Dipterocarpaceae. The record is from the annotation of a GenBank genome assembly.